GUUUUAAAUAUCAAUUGACAGUGAUAAAAUAAUAAAGAUAAUGUUCCAUUGUUUUAAAAGCAAUUCCAACUGCACUCCAAAUGUUGGUGAAGCAUCUUCUUGGAGGCAGACCUCUUCCUUUAGUUCUAUACUUCCCCGGUUUCAAUGGUCUUAACUUCAGUGAACAUUUUAGAGUGCUUCACAUCACAUUAAUUUCCUAGAAAUUCAAUUAUUAUUGAAUUCACUCAAACCACCAUUAAAAAACAGUUGCAUUCAAACCAGCCUUGGCUAUUUAAUAGCCCGCCCCUCAGUGAAGUGCAAUUCAAAGUGAACCCCUGCAAUUCAUUUCUUCUCAUUUAUUUGAAAUUGGAUAUUAUUAAAGUGAUAUAGAAACGACAAACCACUUAAUAUUGUGCAAUGAGUGGCAUGAUGAGACAUUCAAUCAUUGUAUUAAGUGACCUUUUCAUGUACUUAUUUGCUGCCUGUCUUACUGAUGAAGGGAUUGUUGUUCAUUCAUAAAAAAAGAUUUGUCCCGACAACUUCAUACUUCAUCCUUUUUCAACUGUUCAUCUGCUUUGAACGUACAGGCAAGAACCGCAAUCUUUUAUUCUUUUUAUUAUUAUACUUUAAUUGAUUCAUAAAAUACUCGGCUGGUUUGGGGUUUAUACUGUAUUUCAAGUUUACCUUUUGCUUGUGUAAAAAGAAAACCGUUAAUAAAGUUUAUUUAAAUAAAAAAAACAUGGGGUCUUAUAAAGGACCCACCAGGGUCUGUCCAAUACAAAAACUAUUUUAUACACAUUUUAAACAGCAAGAUUAAAAAAAUGCACCGACAACUACACGCUUAAUACAUAUACAAAAUACACAUAUUAUUGAAGAAAACAACACUAAUCCACAUGGUGUCUCACUUUAUAAAACAUUUCGAUUGUUUUUUAAUCAGGCGUUCAACACGGUAGCCAACAUUGUGUAUUCCCCUUUUUAUAUACAACCGACGGUAUUCCCCGUUGACAAUCAACUGUGGGAUUAGCUAAACAGUGCAGAGAUGUGUGAAUCUCCUUGGUUACCUCUGAAAACACCCUCCAUUAACCCUCCCCACCUCUGAGACUGCGCUGUCGUCCCGUAGGAGCGCUGACAUCCAUCACCUCCACCUGACGGAAGCAUGUUACCGUCCGCGGCUUCGAGUCGAGCUGGGAGACGAGCUAGCCGGCUAAGCUAACUCGCUGGCCCGUUGGCAGGCUCCGGCUUGACGACAUAACAGGCUGCUGUGCUUCUGGGAACACGGUCUGCUCGUCGUGUCACACCGACCCUGCGCCAAGUCCAGGACCGUAUCUUCAGGUCGUGUCUUCGGUCUGCGCAACCUUUCACGGCUGCCUUGUGUAAUCGUCUGCCACCCCACCCCCCACCCGGUCCCAGGAUGGAGGCGCACUAGUUACUCAGUUAGUCACCGGCGUCUUCGCAGCUCUGGCAGAGCACUGCUCUCACUGCGCCGGCUAAAAAUACACCGCGCCUCCAAAAGUGCUGGCCUAGUCCAGACGGGACUCGUCCCCGGCUUUUUCUCUUCACCUCGCUCGGAGUCUGGUACUACAUGGUCACCACACUGAGUUCAGGACUACUGAAAGUCGGAGCCCGAGGUUGUGAGCCCUGCUGGCCCGAGCUCACGUUACAUCGGACCGGCUGGUGGACGUCAGGUCACCGAGUGAACGGAGGUCUGCGCCGGUUGAUCGGCGGCCGAAGAUCCUUUCGCCCCCAUGGCCUUGUUCGGCCACAAGUAGGACUAUCAACGAGCCUGGGUCCGGCCCGGGGCUGCGAGACCGAAACUGUGUGAAGGUCAGAGGAAACCCCGCGUUGUGUCUUUCGGCUGCCUGGCGAGACGGACUCCAUCUGCACCAUGUCGGAGGAUAACAACGCAGACAAGUUUAUCAAGGAGACCUCUAUUCUGGACGAGUACAACAUUAACUGGACACAGAAGUUGGGCGCCGGGAUCAGUGGACCUGUCAGAGUUUGCGUGAAGAAGUCGUCUCAGGAGCGCCUGGCCCUGAAGAUCCUCAUCGAUCGCCCCAAGGCCAGGAAUGAGGUGCGUCUCCAUAUGAUGUGUGCCAACCACCCGAAUAUAGUGCAAAUCCUGGAGGUUUAUGCCAACAGUGUCCAGUUCCCGCAUGAGUCCAGCCCGAGAGCGCGGCUCCUGAUUGUCAUGGAAAUGAUGGAGGGUGGCGAGCUGUUCCACAGAAUCAGUCAGCACAGGCACUUUACUGAGAAGAUGGCGAGUCAGGUCACGAAACAGAUCAGUCAAGCCUUGGAACACUGUCACUCCCUAAAUAUUGCACAUCGUGACCUGAAGCCAGAGAACCUGCUCUUUAAGGAUAACUCUCUGGAUGCACCUGUGAAGUUGUGUGACUUUGGCUUUGCCAAAAUUGAUCAAGGAGACUUGAUGACCCCUCAGUUCACUCCCUACUACGUAGCACCUCAGGUACUUGAGGCUCAAAGAAGACACCAAAAAGAAAAGUCUGGAAUUAUACCUACUUCACCUACUCCUUAUACCUAUAACAAGAGCUGUGACUUGUGGUCUCUCGGCGUGAUCAUCUACGUGAUGCUGUGCGGCUACCCUCCGUUCUACUCCAAGCACCACAGUCGCACCAUCCCCAAGGACAUGAGGAAGAAGAUUAUGACGGGCAGCUUCGACUUCCCCGAAGAUGAGUGGAGCCAGAUCUCUGAGAUGGCCAAGGACAUCGUACGCAAGCUGCUGAAGGUGAAGCCAGAGGAGAGGCUGACCAUCGAGGGAGUCCUGGCUCACCCUUGGCUCAACUGCACCGAGGCCCUCGACAACGUGCUGCCGUCCGCCCAGAUGAUGAUGGACAAGGCCGUAGUCGCUGGUAUCCAGCAGGCCCAUGCGGAGCAGCUGGCCAACAUGAGGAUCCAGGAUCUGAACGUCAGCCUGAAGCCUUUAAACUCUGUGAACAACCCAAUCCUCAGGAAGCGGAAACUACUCGGCCCCAAGCCCAGCGACAGUUUCUUCAUUCAUGACCCGGAGAACGGAGGGGAAGACUCCAACGUCGCGUUGGAAAAACUACGAGACGUCAUCGCACAGUGUAUACUACCGCAAGCCGGAGAAAACGAGGACGAGAAGCUGAACGAGGUGACGUACGAAGCCUGGAGGUUCAACCGAGACUGUAAGCAGCUGAGAGACGGCCUGCAGGGGCUCAGCUGGGACGGCCGAGCCUUCUCUGAUAAAGUCGACCGCUUGAAGUUGGCUGAAAUCGUGAAACAGGCCAUCGAAGAGAAGACGAACCUCCAAGACUCUCAUUAGCGACCGCUGUCUUUCUAUCUUUUUAUAUUGUUUAAUAUGACCCUUUUUAACCCAUAUCUGUAAAGAGGCUUUUUUUAUGUAAAAUAAUGUUAAUUUUUCUUUUUUUCUUCUUCUUUCUUUUCUUUGUGGAUUCACUAUUGUACAGCUGUAGAUAUAUUUGAAAGAAGACUCGUUGGUACUAUAAAUUUUUUUUUUAAUGGAAAUUUGCAAAAGAGCUUUGGAAAAAAACAACUAUAUUUUCAUCUUUGCAAAAAAAGGAGAAAAAUCAGUUAACGGAAUUAUUUUCUGGGAGAGAAUUUUUAUUAGCUGAUUGUCCGAGGCGUCGCGUGUUUUAUCAGUCAUUUAAUUUUAUCGUUUUCUUUCCUUUUAACCAUCCUGAGACUAAUUUAAUUUAUUUAAACAAAGAGUUCCAUUAUUUUAUACCUCACUUGUCCUUCUGCUCUCUGAUUUUCAACCUGCGUUUUAAACUAUAUGAUUCUUUGUUUUGUGUAACUUUCUCCCGGAGACCUUUUUUUGCUGUGGAGUCCCAGAUUUCUGUUUUUUAAGCAGUUGAGAGAUCGGAGCCGACUGAACCGGCGUCAACACUACGGAGCGUAUAGAUCAUCCUGUUCUGACACGCCUCUUGACCGAAGCUCCGCUUACUAGCUUCGUUUUUAAUUUAUUUGGGGAGCUUUUAACUGCCUCGCGAUCGUCUUCAGACGGCGGCAUUAGAAACAAAAAAUGUUUAACGAUGUGGUUGAAAGCUCCAGUUUAAGUUUCAGAGGUCAAGAGUGAACGUCCGCGCUCAACGAGGUUCAUGUGUCCACCUGUAGGUUUCACAAAGGAAAUCAGUUCAGAUGACGCUCCUGAUGUUUGUGUCUGUCAAUGAAGUGAAUCAUUUUAUAUAAAGGCUUUUUAUAUGUCUUCCCAUUUCUGAUGUGAUUCCGAAAAAAAAGUCUUAAAGUCGGUGUUCGGCUGAAGUUUUUGAGCUGCGAAACUUUGACGUAAAGUUGUAUUUACUGGCGUUCGGGCCGUUAACAUUUCAGCCAUUUCAAAAGGACGCCAGCUCGCUACCGGGAGGGCGUCGGCAUCCGCUAACGGAGUUCCCUCUCAUAAAACCUGCACUGCUGCUGAAUGUGCAAUAAUUGAAUCAAGUGUUCAUAGCGUGUACACGGUAGUGGGAUGUCAUCCAUCAGUGCGUCAGUAUUAGGGUCUGAAUCCCUCCCUCCCUUCACCCUCCUCAUCCUUUAGUUUAUAAUAUGUCAUCAGACGUAUCCACUGCACCGCUCAUCUCUGAUCUGUAUUUCUGAGCGGUUACAAGAAGGGACUCUUGUUCAGUGCCUGAUUAUUUAUUCAAUCACGUUUUCAGAAUUCUCUUUUGAUGACGUCCCAUCUUCAUAAGGAACUCAUGAAUGAAUGACGUUUUGUGCCGUGAUGAAGACGUGUGUCAUUUGAGUCUUGAGCAAACAUUGGAGCAAUAUAUUGUUGCGGUGAAAGUUAGAAACAAACUCUUUUGAGGGGUUGAACAGAUGAUCCAAGUUGAGUUAAAUAAACCUUUAAGUCAACCUAUUGGAUUAUCUGUAAAAUGUUUUGUCUUAAAAAUCAGCGGCUAGCUUGUCAAGAGGCACCGCGACGAUAUGUCGGCUGAUCUCGUUCACGCCAUCUGUCAGGACCACGAAGACAACUUUUUCUUAUUUGGCUUUGGCUUGAAAAAACUAAAAUAUGAGAAAGGUGAAUAAUUAAUGUGAUUCCGAGGAAUCUCGUUGAUCCGUCUUGAUGCCCCCCCCCCCCGUAGGCUAAAUGAUGACGUGUGUUUGAAAAGGCCUCAUCACACAACCUGUACGCUCAGAUGUGCCUUCUGCUCUUCUCAGAGGAACUGAGAUACAGGAUGAGCGGGUCACAGACGGAGGGAUGUUGAUAUUUGUCCUUCUGGCUGUGAUUUUCUGGUUUUCCCGCGUUAUGAAACGAACAGUCGUAGCCUUCUGGCUCGGCGACAUUUUCUUCAAAUGAAUAUAUAGUUAUAUAUUUAUAUAUAUGUGGUAAAGAAAAUCUGCCUGAUUGAAGAAAAGGCAGAACACGACCACUUAAUUGACUAGACUGGCACAUUACGGUAUCGUUCAACGUUUUGUGAAAUGACCUUGAGUCUGCUGCUCGGUGACCCUGAAGCAUCCCGGUCUUGAAGACGCUCCCUCCUCACGACCUCUGACUGGGGGGAAGCCCUCCGGCUUGACACGCGUCACAAUAAUAAAAAGCUUACACUAGUCGCUUCCUCCCUCCUAUCCGCUCGGUGAGGAGAGACCAGGUGUCCUGUUCCCUACGAUGACUAAGGAGAAGUAACUGUCCUUUUUGACCUGGAAGACAGUUCCAUGAUUUUAUUCUCUUGAUACCAGUUUGCUUCUGUGUCCUCUCCCCUCGUAAAAGUACGCAGAGGUGGGUUUUAUAUCUUUUUGAGCCAUUCCUGUUUAUCUUCAAUCCACCUCCCCCUCCCCCCUCAGGCAGUUAUGUAGCAUGUACCUGAAUCCCUCAUGAGAGACUUGCUGUAUUUCUGUCUACACAUCUAUUCAGUUGUUUGCCCUUUCUGCCUUCUUUGGAACAUCAACAUGCUGACUUUGUAAUAAAGGAAUUAUUUGACUUU
Messenger RNA from Pseudoliparis swirei, 5894 nucleotides. It is a transcript of the gene mapkapk5, whose product is annotated as MAPK activated protein kinase 5. Gene Ontology annotation, biological process: negative regulation of TOR signaling; Ras protein signal transduction; peptidyl-serine phosphorylation. The record is from RefSeq and is a predicted model, not a curated record. Gene Ontology annotation, molecular function: calcium-dependent protein serine/threonine kinase activity; mitogen-activated protein kinase binding; ATP binding. The coding region runs from base 1865 to 3280 and encodes 471 amino acids. Lineage: Eukaryota; Metazoa; Chordata; Actinopteri; Perciformes; Liparidae. The transcript is spliced from 14 exons. Gene Ontology annotation, cellular component: nucleus; cytoplasm.